Messenger RNA from Micropterus salmoides (largemouth bass), 881 nucleotides. It is a transcript of the gene trappc4, whose product is annotated as trafficking protein particle complex 4. The record is from RefSeq and is a predicted model, not a curated record. Bases 30 to 689 code for a protein of 219 amino acids. NCBI's taxonomy places the organism in Eukaryota, Metazoa, Chordata, Actinopteri, Centrarchiformes, Centrarchidae. Gene Ontology annotation, cellular component: TRAPP complex. Gene Ontology annotation, biological process: endoplasmic reticulum to Golgi vesicle-mediated transport. The transcript is spliced from 5 exons.
UGUCAGCCGGGCAGGAGGACGUUGCAAAGAUGGUGAUCUACAGUGUAUAUGUUGUGAACAAGGCUGGAGGUUUAGUUUACCAAUACGACAAUUAUGUCCCGAGAGCGGAGGCUGAGAAAACGUUUAGCUAUCCUUUAGAUUUAGUGCUGAAGCACCACGAUGAAAAAGUCAUCGUGUCGUUUGGACAGCGGGACGGAAUCAGAGUGGGCCACGCAGUGCUGUCCAUCAAUGGAGCUGAUGUGAUUGGCAAGAACACAGCAGAAGGAAAGGACAUCCUUGAAUACUUAAAAGAUGCCUCAAACUACCCAGUGUCUAUCCGCUUUGGACGGGCUCGCCUGAGCUCCAACGAGAAGCUGAUGCUGGCAUCUAUGUUUCACUCGUUGUUUGCUAUAGGUUCACAGCUGUCCCCUGAAGUUGGCAGUUCAGGGAUUGAGAUGCUAGAAACGGACGUCUUCAAACUCCACUGCUUCCAGACACUUACAGGGAUAAAGUUCAUUGUGCUGGCGGACCCUCGUCAAUCUGGUAUUGAUGCGCUAUUGAGGAAGAUUUAUGAGAUAUACUCAGAUUUUGCCCUCAAAAAUCCGUUCUACUCUCUAGAAAUGCCAAUCAGGUGUGAACUCUUUGAUCAGAAUCUCAAGGGUGCACUGGAGAUCGCAGAGAAGGCUGGCAACUUUGGAGCUGGAUCGUGAACCAGAGAAGACUAGACUGAACGUUCUAUAAUUUCUAACCACAACGGAUUCACUGACUUCAUAUGCCUGUGGUUAAAGUUGAGUUUUUUUUUCUUUUUCCUGGUUGGUAUCAGACUGGCAAUUAACAUAUUGUAAAUACAUCAUGUUUUGUAAAUACUUGAAGAUUAAAUAACAUACUGUAUGUAAACAUUU